UGUGGCAACCUAGGCGGGAGGGGGAGGCUGGUGGAGGUUAAACGCGGUCCCUCCGGCCCUGGCCGAGGCCGGCCACACUCACUCCAGAGUCUUGAUUAAGAGCCCGCUGCGUUCCCUGCGAAUGCAGGGAACUUGUGGGGUCCGGAGUCAGGUAACACCCCCUCCCAUGCACAAGUGGGGAAACUGAGGCACGGAGCGGGUGAGGAACGUGAGGUCAAAACUAGAGCCAGGGCUCAUGGGAAACUGAGGCACGGGGGAGAGAUGUAAGGUCAAAGAACGGGGGACUCGUGGAGAAACUGAGGCACGGGGCCCCAGAGACUUGCUGGUGUGGCCUCCUGUUUGGACAGAGGGGGAAACUGAGUCACGGCGGGAAGUCAGAAGGCUUCGACCACCUAAUCCAACCCCAUCCUUGUACAAAGAGGGAAAGAGGCACGGACAGGCCAGAGCUGGAUGGAACUUUUGGGUUGCCCUCUGGAAGGUUCCCUCCUCCUUCUCCUCUUCCUCCUCGUUGGUCUGAGGAAGGAAUUCCCUGACCUCUGAGAGAGGAAUCAAGCAGCAGAGACAGUAUUAGAACCUGGCUUCUCUGGAUAGGACCCUAGAGAGCAUAGAUCUUAGACUCUCCAGAGCAUCCAGCCCAGCCCAGCCUUUUACAAGUGGGGAAACUGAGACUCACAGGUGGGAGGCCACUUAACUCAGGUCCCACCCAGUUGGUAUUUGACCCCAAGUCUUGGGCCAGAAGCAUUAUGGGGUCAUGUCUUCCCUGGCAACUCUGAGACUGCAGUUGGCAUUGACAGAGAGAGGGCUUCCUGGUGUCCAAACCUCUUAACCUCCAUUUGACAGAGAAGAAAAUGGAGGUUCACAGAGGUUCGGAGAGGCAGCUUGAGCUCUGACUCUUAGAUCCUGGACUCUGAGGGUCUUGGAGUCCAGGACAUGGGCAGUGUGUUCAGUGGAAUUGAGAUGGUCCAAGGACUUUUCUCUUCCCUGCUUCACAUGAGUAGACUUGAGAACAAGGUCACCCAGUGAAUCUGUGACAAUCAAAGGACCCAAAAGACCAGGGUCUCUAGACCCCAAAUCCAGUGCUCUCUUCAGUUGCCUCACAUUGGCAUGUUGGGGGUUUCCUCUUCAAACCCUUCAUCCACUUUUCUCAGGUAUGGAUGGACAGGAAACAAGGCGAUGAUCAAACUAGUACUUUUCCCAGGAAAACUUUCUGGGGGCAGAGUCAGAAGAAGGGAGAGAGGGAGAGGGAAGAGCCCUGGGAUAGUUUGUAGUUGUGCAUGGGGUAGAGUGACAAGCUCCUGCAACUUGCUUCUAAUGUCACUUGGCCCUCAUUUGAGGGAGUUUUCUUUCCUCUUUCAAUGUGCUUUUGCUAAAUAAUGCUAGAGUGUGUCAUUCCUUUGGACAGAAGGUUCACAUGCCUUCAUAAACAUCCGCUCAACUACAGCAAUGUCUGCAUUGCAGGGAGCCCACAUUUUGAGAGGACCAUGAGAGAGGAGUUUCAGUUCAUCAAGGGCCUCUUGUAAAAUGUUUUCCUGGGGGUACUAAAUAGAAGAACACAUAGCCUGGUCUUGUUUUAUUCCAUGUCAUGAACUGUUAUGAAAUAAUUUAAAAUAAAGUGUUUUUAGUCACUCAGAAAGAGCACAGAACACACUGGGCUGAGUAAUGGGAUCUGGGUAUGAAUCACUAACUGAACGUCCUCCCAGUGGACGCCUGGGUGUGAAGUGUUCUGCACUGUGUGCCAUUUGUGCUUCUAAGAGAGUUCAGAAUCUUGUCAGAAGAUUGAAAAUGUGGGGUAAGGGAAACUUGCCUAUCCAAUGUGGAAGAAACUGGUAAACAUUCGGUUUUCUUUUUAGUUUAGAAUUUUAAAUAUUAAAAAUAGAGGGGGCAGCUGGGUAGCUCAGUGUGUUGAGAGCUAGGCCUAGAGACGGGAGCUCCUAGGUUCAAAUCUGACCUCAGACACUUCCUAGCUGUGUGACCCUGGGCAAGUCACUUGACCCCCAUUGCCUAGCCCUUACCACUCUUCUGCCUUGGAGCCAAUACACAGUAUUGACUCCAAGAUGGAAAGUGUGGGUUUAAAAAAAAAAUAGAAAGAGGCAAAAUGUGUACCCAAAGUUUCAGUCAUUCAGCUAAAAGGUGCAUGCUUCAGAUCUAACCUCGUGUAUUUCCUAGCUGUGUGACCCUAGGCAAGUCAUUUAACCUGAUUUGCCUAGCCCUAGCCCUUCUGUCUUAGACUUGUUACUGAGACAGAAGGUAAAAGUGUAAGAAAGAAAAUGUUUAUCAUUAAUAACUUGUAGCCUCUCGUGGUCAUUAGCAGCAAUUAGAAAUGUGUCCCAUUGCACCUCUUACGUUCAAUUUUGGGAAUCCUGCAUCAUCCUUGUGUGAUUCUCGGGGAUGCGUCUGGCCCUUCUGUGCCGGGAGAUCCAGGUCCCUUGACUCCUUUUUCCAACGGUUGUCCCAAGGGCCAGCCGCAUAGACACUACAGACAACUUAGGUCCACUGAGUCCCUGCAAGGCUUUGAGUGCGACCCGCUGCUGGAGGAGGGCAGAGGAGGUUAGGGGUUGAGUGGAUUGAAACAUUUGGGCCCACUCCAGUUCUGCUCCAUAUCCUGCUUCCUUUCAUCUGCUUUUUAACCAGUUAUGGUACUGGGAAAUGUUUGGGACUUUUCCAGAGAAAGGGAGGGUAGAAGUCCAGAAUGGGAGUAAGUGUCCCUCCACUCCCCCCAGCCCUACACACCUUGUCUUCCCUUUGUCCAUCUUCUGUACCUACUAAGUAGGAUUUGAACUCGGGUCUUCCUGACUUCAAGAGCAAUGAAGUCACGGCACCAUUUAGCCAACUUUCUGUGCGUACUUAAGGUGUCUCUGGAUUGUUCUGCCUCUCGUCAAGGACAGGCUUCAUGUUGUCUGCAUUUUCUGCUCUUGCCACCUAAGCCCACCCCAUGACACACCUGGGCCCCGUGUGUGCUUCUAAUGUGAUAUGAGGCGACCACGCCAAGAAAGCUCAUUCUCACAAGUUGGUGUGGCCUCCGGCAGGGUCCUGACACUCUCGAGCUUUUCAGUUUUGCAGAGCUGGGACUAGCAUGGAUUUCAUUUGAAGAAUCGCAGGAGUCAUCGAGGCUGAUGAAAACAUGAACCAUUCCGUGGUGACCCGCCAACCUCGGCUCUUUCAGAAAGAGAGAAGACUCCUCCUGGGAACCUUCACAUGUGACUGCAGGAAGCAGAUCCAUUUGCAUUUGCCUGACCUGAUGGGGAAGCACAUGGAAGAUGGCAUCGGAGGAUAUGGGCUCUCCCUAGUGCUGGAAGCAAUGAGAUCAGGUCCUGAAGCCCUUUCUUGUAACAGGACUGCGCUCAAGCCAUUCUCUGGAUAUCAUCCCCAGUUCUUAUGCACACCCAUGGCACAAUGAGCAGCCCUCAGGAGCAGCUGAGCUGGUCUUCCUCACCGACCUUGACCUUGAGUGAGAACCGAGCUUUUGGGGGGCUUCAUGAUGAGCGUACAUCCCCCAGGAGCCACCCCUCUCCCAAGCUCUUUGAGGAUGUGGAAGAGAAGGGGGUGCUUCGAGCCGAGCUAACAGAGGGUAUGACCAGCCCCACCGCCACAACAGCACUGACCAGUGUCAGUGAGGACUCAAGGGACCAGUUUGAGAACAGUGUUUUGCAGCUCAGGGAACAAGAGGAAUCUGAGUCGGCCACUUCUCAGGGCAACGGGAAUGCGGGGGAUGGAGAGAACACCGGCAGCACAGAGGACAUUAAGAUCCAAUUCAGCCGAUCAGGCAGCGGGAGUGGGGGCUUUCUGGAAGGACUUUUCGGUUGCCUGAGGCCUGUCUGGAACAUCAUAGGAAAGGCAUACUCCACCGACUAUAAACUCCAGCAGCAAGAUACUUGGGAAGUCCCCUUUGAGGAGAUCUCGGAGCUGCAGUGGCUGGGCAGCGGAGCCCAAGGUGCCGUCUUCUUGGGCAAGUUCCGAGCGGAGGAGGUGGCCAUCAAGAAGGUGAGGGAGCAGAAUGAGACGGACAUCAAGCACCUUCGCAAGCUGAAACACCCCAACAUCAUCGCCUUCAAGGGCGUUUGUACCCAGGCCCCGUGCUACUGCAUCAUCAUGGAGUACUGCGCCCACGGGCAGCUCUACGAGGUCUUGAGAGCCGGGAGGAAGGUCACGCCUCGCCUGCUGGUGGACUGGUCCACGGGCAUCGCAAGUGGCAUGAACUACUUACACCUGCAUAAGAUCAUCCAUCGGGACCUCAAGUCCCCCAACGUUUUGGUCACUCAUACAGAUGCAGUCAAAAUUUCUGACUUUGGGACCUCCAAAGAACUCAGCGAUAAGAGCACCAAGAUGUCCUUUGCUGGCACCGUGGCGUGGAUGGCCCCCGAGGUGAUCCGCAAUGAGCCCGUCUCGGAAAAAGUAGACAUCUGGUCCUUUGGAGUGGUGCUGUGGGAGCUGCUGACCGGGGAGAUCCCAUACAAAGACGUCGACUCAUCGGCCAUCAUCUGGGGUGUGGGCAGCAACAGCCUGCACCUCCCUGUCCCUUCCACCUGCCCUGAUGGCUUUAAGAUCCUCAUGAAGCAGACCUGGCAGAGCAAACCCCGCAACCGGCCCUCUUUCCGCCAGACGCUUCUGCAUCUGGACAUCGCUUCAGCUGACGUGCUUGCCACGCCCCAGGAGACCUACUUCAAGUCCCAGGCCGAAUGGAGGGAGGAAGUGAAAAAACACUUUGAGAAAAUCAAAAGUGAGGGCACUUGCAUACAUCGGCUGGAUGAGGAGCUCAUCAGGCGCCGGCGAGAAGAGCUCAGGCAUGCGCUGGACAUCCGGGAGCACUACGAGCGGAAGCUGGAGCGCGCCAAUAACCUGUACAUGGAGCUGAGCGCCAUCAUGCUGCAGCUCGAGGUCCGCGAGAAGGAGCUCAUCAGGCGCGAGCAGGCCGUGGAGAAGAAGUACCCGGGCACUUACAAGCGGCACCCCGUGAGACCCAUUAUCCACCCCAAUGCCGUGGAGAAGCUGAUGAAGAGGAAGGGGGUGUCUCACAAGCCAGGACUGCCCACCAAACGGCCAGAUCUCCUGCGCUCUGAAGGCAUCCCCAGCACGGAGGUGGCUCCCCACGGGUCCCCGGUGUCUGGGAGCCCCAAAAUAUCGACCCCUGGAAGCAAAGGCCGAUACCGCAGCAAACCCCGCCACCGCCGGGCAAAUAGCAAAGGGAGCCAUAGUGACUUUGUGGCCGCCAUCUUGAAAAACCAGCCAGCCCAGGAGGCUUCCCCCCAGGGCACCCCCGCCUGUCCGCCUCCUCCUCCUCCUCCCCCCCUCCAUCCUCCCCAUCACGUCUCCCAGCCCCCCAAGCCCCCGCCCCACGAGCACCACCCCAGGCUCAACCUGCAUGGACAGGACAUCGCCAACUGUGCUAACAACCUGAGGUACUUUGGGCCUGCAGCGGCCCUCCGCAGCCCGCUCAGCAACCAUGCCCAGAGGCAGGUUUCUGGCUCCAGCCCUGACCUCAUCUCCACGGCCAUGGCGGCCGAUUCCUGGAAGCAUUCCGAGCCCCAGGGGGGCCUGGCCGGCCCUUGGGCCUGUUGUCAGGCAGACCCCUAUGACCCGUGCCUCCAGUGCCAGCCGGCCCCCGGCCAGCCCCGGCCAGCAUCCUCAGAGCCAGAGGCCAAGAGCUCCGGAGUCCACCAGCCCGAGGCCCCGGCCCACGGGGGCCUCUACCAAGCCAGGCAGGGCUCAGAAAACAUGGAGGACCCAGGCUUCCGUGGCUGCCCGUCCGUGCCCUCACUCAGCGCCCCCCAGCACAUGACCCCUUCAGUGCUACCUCGAAAAACAAGACCCCUUCAGAAGAGCGGAGACGACUCUUCAGAAGAGGAAGAAGGAGAAGUGGAUAGCGAAGUGGAGUUUCCCCGGAGACAGAGGCCUCACCGCUGUAUCAGCAGCUGCCAGUCCUACUCGACCUUCAGCUCUGAAAACUUCUCCGUGUCCGACGGAGAGGAGGGGAACACCAGCGACCACUCCAACAGCCCCGACGAGCUGGGCCGCAGGCUGGAGGACCGCCUGGCUGAAAAGCUGGAGGACCUGCUGUCGCAGACCCCGGAGAUCCCCAUCGAGAUCUCCACCCAGUCGGACGGGCUUUCGGACAAGGAGUGUGCCGUGCGCCGGGUGAAGACCCAGAUGUCCCUGGGCAAGCUCUGUGCAGAGGAGCACGGCUACGAGAAUCCCGGGCAACUGGGAGAAUCCGACUGUGACUCUUCGGACGGGGAGUGCUCGGAUGCCACCGUCCGGACAAACAAGCACUACAGCUCAGCCACGUGGUAAUGACGGGCAGCCGUCGGAAGCUCUCCUCACUGUCCUGGCAUUUCAAACCCACCCCCAGGCUCUGGCCACGCUGCUCCCUGAGCUGCCCCACCUUCCUUCUCCCCAAAGGCAUCGGCAAUAACCGGGACACGGCCCUUCACCUCACCAAUCUCUUGGGGAAAACAAGUGGUGUCCAGUGGAGCUCAUUCUCACCGAGCAUUUCAAUCCAGAAUGGCAGGGAUCUCUUUUAUGACUCUUCUCGCUACUGUAACACGAAGAUUUAUUUUUGUUUGACAUUUUAACACUUUGUACUGUAAAGAGCGAACUAUAUAUGGUAUAUGUAGAGCUAUACAUAGAGAGACACAAUAAUUUGUUGCAAAAAAAAUGAAGAAGGAAAUAGAAUUUAGGAGAAAUGUCCCUCGGAGCCGAUGGGGCCAGGAGUUGUUGCUGCUGAUGGGACGGGGGACCAGGCCUUGGGGCCCUAGCCAUGACAGAAAAGGCAGAGCAAAACCACAUUGAAAAUCACAGCAAUAUCCGCCCCCCCAGGCUGAACUCCCAGCUGGAAGAGGGCUCAGCACUCCGGGUGCCGAAGGGCCCCCUUCGGCCCGCUGGGUUCUCCUGUGUGAGUGGAGGCUGAUUCGGUUAAGUGGCCUCUGGCUCUCGGGUUCUCACCCAGUGUUCCUGGGAGCUCGCUGGCCUCUCCAGGUCUUCUCUGGACAGGCCCACUGACGCUCUGCCCCCUGCCCACUUUGCCUGGGGAAGGGGCAGGGGCCGCUGGGCCUGAGGCUCAUGAAGCCAGGAUGCACACACACGCUGCUCUCCAAUAGCAAUUCCCAGCCCCCUCCAUUGGGUUCUUAUUGAUUCUUGACUAUUUAGAGAGCCUCGGGGACCCACCAGGGCAGGCUUUAGUCUACAAGAGCCAGGCAGCAUGGGAAAUCAAGCCGUUGACAUGAGAUUCCCUAUUGUCCCCCCUCUCCCCGUCCCCAACCCCAAACGGAAUUUGAUUGUAACAAUACUCAAAGGACUGGAAGGAAACGUGAGCAGAGCUCGGAGCCUGGAAAGGUUCCGUCCUUACCUGUCCCAAAGGUGAGGCCCAACCCGCCUUCAGGCUAAGGCUUUGGGAGCCUUUCCAAGGGGUCUUCCUGAUGCUUCAACUAAAGAAAAAGGAAGGAAGAAAUGAACAUCAGGACAGACCGGUGUUAGCCUGGGUCUCAUCGUCUCUCCCCCAUCGCUGUCUCUUCUUUCUCUCUUCCCCCCUCCCCCCUCCUCCCCACCCUCAUCUCGGCCUUUCUUCCCCUCCAGACCUAAGAAGUGAGGUGGAUUCGGGCAGCGCCCUGCCUUUGUCUAUCCGGGUAGAAAAGUGGUUUCAGAUGAAGAUAGUGUCAUUCCCUCCACACACACCCCCACAUGUGCACGUGUGCACGCACAUGUGUUUUACACACACACAACCCUCCUGUGGGUCUCACCAGCCCAAGAAGGCAUGGCAGGAGGGCACUUGGGGCCAGUUUCCUUUACUCAGUGGGUACAUCUAUUUGUUUACACAUAAUGUUGAGACAUUGAUUUUAAUUUCACGGCUAUAAUUCAUAGCCCUUAGAUAGGAUCAAGGAACAAUGGCUUUCCUUCUCCAUAGAGCAGUAUUGUACAAGUUAAAUUAUUCCAUUUUAUAAAAUUUCUGUAGCUGGACUACACGGAAGACCUUAAGUUAUGGCAUUUUUAUUAUUAUUUGAUUAUUUUAUUGUUAUCAUGAUCAUUUUUCUGUCGAUCAGAAGGUUUGGUUUACAGUGGAACACAAAUGAUUGCAUAUUUAUUACUGACAGUGAACUGUGUGAUUUUAUAAAGGAACAAAAGCAGCCUAGCCGCAGUGCGUGACUGAUCCUUGUGGGUGGCGCUGGUCCGAUAGCUAAAGCCCCAAUCGCCCGCGGCCCCUGGAUCCGGCCUGGCGACCACGGCAGGUCGGGCAUCUCCCUGAAAAGCCUUUGCUCGGUGCUCUCGUUGGGCGAGUGAGCGAUGGCCAAGCAGCUUCCAGACUGAGAAUUCUCUCAAGCUGAGAGGAAACCCGCUGGGCUCCCAUGGAAAGCAAGAAGAGACGUGCCCAGUAACCCAUCUGGCCUAUGAAUGGGAUAGAGCAGAACACUGUGUCCCAGGGAAAUAAAUGGCAAUAAAAGUCCUAAUUUUCUUCCCUCCAA
This is a messenger RNA of Monodelphis domestica (gray short-tailed opossum), 8453 nucleotides long. The record is from RefSeq and is a predicted model, not a curated record. Lineage: Eukaryota; Metazoa; Chordata; Mammalia; Didelphimorphia; Didelphidae.